This is a messenger RNA of Aplosporella prunicola CBS 121167, 1797 nucleotides long. RefSeq lists its product as uncharacterized. The record is from RefSeq and is a predicted model, not a curated record. The coding region runs from base 1 to 1797 and encodes 598 amino acids. The transcript is spliced from 7 exons. Gene Ontology annotation, biological process: phenylalanyl-tRNA aminoacylation. Gene Ontology annotation, molecular function: RNA binding; phenylalanine-tRNA ligase activity; ATP binding. Gene Ontology annotation, cellular component: cytoplasm; phenylalanine-tRNA ligase complex. Lineage: Eukaryota; Fungi; Ascomycota; Dothideomycetes; Botryosphaeriales; Aplosporellaceae.
AUGCCUACCAUUUCCGUGGACAAGGCCGAGCUGUUCAAAGCUUUGGGCAGAGAGUACACCACCGAGGAGUUCGAUGAGCUAUGCUUCGAGUUCGGCAUUGAGCUCGAUGAGGAUACCACCAACUCGAAGCGCCCCAUCGUUGAUGGCGUCGAGGAGCCUCCCCAGCUGAAGAUUGAGAUACCCGCCAACAGAUAUGACAUGCUUUGCUUCGAGGGCAUUGCCCUCAACCUGAACAUCUUCCUCGGCAGGGCUACCUUGCCCAACUUCAGACUAUCGGCUCCUGCGGGCGGCGAGCUCCAGGUUAUGAACGUUGACAAGGAGACUUCGAGGAUAAGGCCGCUUGUCUCUUGCGCCAUCCUGCGCAACGUCAAGUUCACCAAAUCGCGCUAUGAGUCUUUCAUUUCCCUGCAGGACAAGCUCCAUCAGAACCUUGCUAGGCAACGUACCCUGGUGUCCAUCGGUACCCACGACCUGGACACGAUCAAGGGCCCCUUCAGCUACGAGGCCCACGCGCCCGAGGACAUCAAGUUCGCCCCUCUGAACCAGGAGAAAGAGAUGACGGCCAAGGAGAUGAUGGAGUUCUAUGACAAGGACAAGCAUCUCGGCCGCUACCUGCACAUCAUCCGUGACUCCCCCGUCUACCCCGUCAUUUACGAUGCCAACCGCACCGUUCUCUCGCUCCCGCCUAUUAUCAACGGCAACCACUCUAAGAUCUCUCUGGACACCACCAAUGUCCUCAUUGAGAUCACCGCCCUUGACAAGACCAAGGUGGAAAUCGUGAACCACAUCAUCUGCGCUAUGUUCAGCAUGUACUGCGAUGAGCCCUUCACCGUCGAGCCUGUCAAGGUUGUAUCAGACCACAACAAUGAGACGCGCGAAUCGCCCGAUUUGACGCCUCGUGAGAUGCAGGCCGAGGUCGAAUACCUGAACCAGGUUUGCGGCCUGGACCUCUCCCCCGAGGAGAUUUGCAAGCUGUUGCAGCGCAUGUCUUUGGAUGCGAAGCCGUCCAAGUCCGACAGCAAGUUCCUUGACGUUUCUGUCCCCGUCACUCGCGCCGAUGUCCUGCACCAGUGCGACGUCAUGGAAGAUUUGGCCAUUGGUUACGGCUUCAACAAGUUGCCCCGCGAGUACCCCAACCGCAGCUCGGCCGUCGGUGCGCCGCUCAAGAUCAACAAGCUUGCUGAUAUUGUGCGUAUGGAGUCCGCCAUGGCAGGUUGGUCGGAAGUGAUGCCGUUGAUCCUGUGCUCGCACGAUGAGAACUUCGCAUGGCUGAACCGCAAAGAUGACGGCACCACGGCAGUGCGUCUGCAGAACCCCAAGACCCUUGAGUACCAGAUUGUGCGCACGUCGUUGCUGCCCGGUCUUCUCAAGACGAUCCGCGAGAACAAGCAUCACGCCGUGCCCAUCAAGAUCUUCGAGGUCAGCGACGUCGCUUUCAAGGACCUGAACCAGGAGCGUAAGAGCAGGAACGAGCGCCACUUCGCUGCGGCUUGGUACGGCAAGACCAGCGGUUUCGAGGUCGUCCACGGCCUGCUUGACCGCAUCAUGCUGAUGCUGAGGGCGGCUUUCAUCACGAGGGAGGAUGCGCUCAAGAACGACAAGCUCGGUGGUUACUGGAUCGAGGAGGUCAACGACCCUACCUUCUUCGCCGGUCACGCCGCCUCCAUCAACCUUCGCCUUGACGGCAAGACCCAAGUCGUCGGUGUCUUUGGUAUCCUGCACCCGACUGUGCUUAAGAACUACGAACUUCCGUUCCCCACGACGGCUCUGGAGCUCAACCUCGAGGCCUUCCUGUAA